Messenger RNA from Temnothorax curvispinosus, 466 nucleotides. RefSeq lists its product as uncharacterized. NCBI's taxonomy places the organism in Eukaryota, Metazoa, Arthropoda, Insecta, Hymenoptera, Formicidae. Bases 122 to 466 code for a protein of 114 amino acids. The record is from RefSeq and is a predicted model, not a curated record. The transcript has 3 exons.
GCAGAAGACUCGAUUACUCAGAUAUGGAAGAAUCUCUUUUGUUGUUUCGAACCGACUGAGCCAAGUGCAAUUAGAUCGUCUGAAUGUAAUAAUCCGGAAUGUGUAUCGCCAUUACCAAUGGAUGUUGCAUACUUUGAAGGUAAGUGCCGACAAAAAAAAAUGCCCAGGAACAGUUACUGAAACGACUCGUUCAAAUUUCCACAUCUUUAUUGAUUUGGAUACGAGGACACAUCGUAAGAAAACACAUGGUCUCAAAUACCAGUUAGCAGAUGUUCCAAUUACACUGAAUUUUAUAAAACAGUACCGCUUGAUAGGUGUCAUCGAACACAUUCCUGGUCACUUUAUUGGCUACUGUCGAAAACCUUCAGGACGAUGGCUGAAAUGUGAUGAUAUGCAAUUAAAUGUCGAAGGGUGUGACGAGACAACAAUAAUUACACCAAUUGGGGCCAUUUAUAUCGCGCUAUGA